Messenger RNA from Laetiporus sulphureus 93-53, 1401 nucleotides. RefSeq lists its product as uncharacterized. Bases 1 to 1401 code for a protein of 466 amino acids. The record is from RefSeq and is a predicted model, not a curated record. NCBI's taxonomy places the organism in Eukaryota, Fungi, Basidiomycota, Agaricomycetes, Polyporales, Laetiporaceae. The transcript is spliced from 2 exons.
AUGCGCUCCGUGCCACAAGUCCAGUCCCAAGUCCCUGGUCAACAUCAUCAUCACUAUCAUCACCACCAUGUUCUACCAUCGGCUGCUCAGCAAGCCCAUGUCCAUAUUCCGAAGCCUGGAAAGCAGAUUGCCCCCGACUCCGGUGCACACCAGCAGACACAGCAAAUUAUCGGUCCAGGGAUGGCUCAACGAGACAUUCAGCCGCUUUUCGGACCAUCAUCAGAGCACAUUCGUCAGCAGAACGUGAUGCAGUACAGGCAAGGAGCGUCCAAGAUGAUAGAUGGCCCCGUGGCAGGUCCGUCAACUCAAAUGCACGUAGCAGGGCCAUCUCAACAUCCACAAACUCACCUGCAACACUCGCUCUCUGCUACACCUAUUCGCCAGCAUCCACAGGUUCAUGGAUUGGCAGACGUUCCAGGUGCAGCAGCCUUUGUGCAUCGUGAGACUCCCUCUCGUCCCUAUGGUACCAUCCCUCUCAACGUGUCAGGCCCAUCGGAGGCAAUGUUCUUCCACCGACGUUCGCCGUCCCCCCGGCCACCGAUCAAAUCCAAACUCCCAACAGUGCGUCUGGGCACCUUCAUCUACCCGCGAACGCCCUUCCCAUUCCUUGAUUUUCCGAGCGUGUCGUAUGAGGCCGGUGCACCCGAGCGCGAGCCGCGCCAGUAUCGCGCGACGAUCCUCAUUCCUUGCGGUUUCCUUCCGACGAAGAGGCCCGCGCAGCCACGUAUAUGGGGCGGCGCGCAGGUUCCCGCAUUGGAUCCCAUUCCCUUGUCGACGCAGGUCGGACCGCCGGGUGCGUCGUUCAGCCAUCCGCAUCCGUACGACAAGUGGGGCACUCGCCGCGUAUAUACGGACGACUCGGAUCUGAUACUCUGUGCGCUGCAUGCGGGGCUGCUGACGUGGAGCGGCACAUGGCAGGCGAAGAGCGAGAGGAAGGAUCUGAGGAUCGAGGUGAAAAUCACGAGGGAGGCGCGAUUUAUUGGUGGCUUUGGGUCGCGGUACAUCAAGGUCGCGGGCUUUGGUACGAUGCAGGCUCGUCAUGAGAGCGAGGAUGAUGGGAGUACCCUUCUUAGCGCAGGCUGGGGCAACAGCCAUGACGGGGCCGGCAUUGAGAUCUUGACGGCUGUUUUCGUUCAGCGAGGGGCCGCUCACUCGAAAGGUUUGUGGAAUCGCACACAGCGGAUUGCUGAGUACUCAGAGCGGCGCUCCGUGCUGUGCGACGCACCUCGAAGAUCAAGGAAGCGACGUCGCGUUGAUUCUGAGCUUCUGGACGAUGCGGACUCCGCAGUCAUCUUUGAAGUUGAGCGGAGUGAUUGUGAUUCUUGCACGGCGCAUACGAUCACCUUUGGAUUUGGACGGGCGACGUGCGUUCUUUGUCGUUCUUCCCUGGAUUCGUGUUGA